Messenger RNA from Symbiodinium sp. CCMP2592, 1182 nucleotides. The record is from the annotation of a GenBank genome assembly. Lineage: Eukaryota; Dinophyceae; Suessiales; Symbiodiniaceae.
AUGAUGUUGUCAAGGACAUUGCAGAUGACUACUUACGAGGUCUUUCAAUUCCCGUAUUUUACGAGGACGAGGAGGUUUUUGACAUCAACCCUCGUGACCAUUAUGCCCAGACAAUUGGCGAAAUCAUUGAUGCCGCAUGUACCAGUCAAGGAGGUCAAUGCAGUGGUGAAGCACUUCCAUGACACCCACACCUUCUAUCUCUCAAAGGUCUUGCCGGAGUUCAACGUGAACAGGGUUAUUGCUCAAUUUCUGAGCCUUCAUGGAGGUUUCCGCCUUCAUUCUGACCUAAGCAAGAUUGUUCGCGUUGAAUUGAACGGGCAGCCUGUUGACCUAGAUAGCCAUAUGGAAGAUUUGGAUUACGACCCCAGCAUGACCUUCGACGUCACGCAAAUUUCCAAAUCAUGUUGGGUGAGAGUGACUGUUGCGAACAUGCCCCCGCACACCUUUCAGAUGACGAAUGUUGACCCUAUGUGGCGUUUGUUUCGCUUCAAGGAGGCUGCUUUGAACAGGUUCUUCAAAAGGAUGGGUGAGCGUGUUGACCGACGUGACUUUCACAUUGGCUUUCGCAGCGGUGCUUUGUUGGACGACGAGUUCGUUUUGAUGAUGGACCUCGACUAUGAUGACCACACCUGUUUCGAUAUCAUGCCUCGUGGUUUGGGUGGCGCACGACGUCCUCGCCAAGAUCGGCAAGAUCAAGUCAAUGAGGCUCUCGCGAACAUCUCGCCUGAUAACCCCUUCCUCCAUACCCUGCAGACCUUCCAUGGCAUGGUGAGCAACAAUACCCCCAACCUCCUGCAAUACUUCAUCAACCAGAUGUCGUAUGAGCAGAUCAGCGCCUUGAGUGAAACUUGGAAUGGUUCUUCUCAAAACGACCCGCAGAGGAUCGUCAUGGAGAUUUGGGGGCGCAUGCACAAUGAUUUUCAAGCCAUCAGGGAGAUGGAACGCUAUGUCGCAUCAGCAAAGCGUGUCGUCACUCUCUUGCUUGAGACUGUGUAUGUCAGGGAGCUCACCCGUGGCGAAAACAUCGCUCAUCGCCAGAUGACUUCACUUAUCAAUGAUCGCUACGAGAUGCUUCACCAGCAGUUCGUCGAGCAACAACAACAACGUGAUGAAAUGAACCGCUUGGUGGAGUUGGCGCGACAACAGGGGCGACAAGAUGCUCUCAAUGAAAGCCGUGCUUGA